AUGGCCAGUCCUGGUAGUAUCGGGCCUUCGCGUGGCCGUGGCCAUCGACGGACAAUCAGUACCGACAUCGUCGAGAAGGCUCGUCUCGAAGUCUUUGUCGCCGAAGACAGUGGUUUGGAUAUCGAGGAUUUCUUGAAUAAUAGACCGAGGCCGACGCAUCUUAGUGUUUUAAAUCCCAAUGAUCUGCUCCAUCCGGUUCCAGCAUUGUCCAGCCUGGCGCAGAGGCAGCACCUAUACUUCGACGAAGAUGUGCCCGUAUUCAUAGCCCUACAGAUAUUCGGCAUUCACGAUGACUCUGUUUAUAAAUCAUACAGUUCGCGACUCGCAGUAUCGCUAGAGGUCACCGCCGUUGAGAACCAAAGUCAAAGACGACCAGAUGGCAGCAGGCCACCAGACGGGCCUAUAUUACUCUAUCAGAAAACCAUACAAGAUAAGGACGGCGAUAAGAUACUGUGGCGGGAUGGCGACACACGUUUAGCUAUUUGGAAAAUUACAGUUCCCUUAGGACACCCGAAGGCAAGGCCAAAUAAUCCGAGGGUCGUAUUCUCAGCCUCUGCCACUCUUAAGCUAUUAAACCAGAAUACAAGGCUGCCGGCAAAUGAGUAUCUUUCGGGUCGGCAAGCCUUAAAUGUCAACAUCCUCGAGUCAUUUGGUGGUGAAUCACCAGAAAAGCUACCUUACCUCUCCGCCCUCAGAGUAUCCAGAGUGAUUCCUACGCAGCCCGCGCCAAAGGAAUCAUUUAGCCCUCUGGGAUACUCGUCGAAGAAGACAUUCCCGAUUGUCCCAGGGCUGAACUUCAAACUACGAGGGAAUAAGACGCCUCGAAAAGCGAAUACGGAAAACCUCUUUGCACAUCUUACACUCGAAGUUACACCGCAACUCGGGUGCAACUUCGAAAUCAGAGAUGUAGUCUUAGAAUGCGGUGGAGUUUUUAUUUCUUCAAUGGAAUCGUCCGAGAAAAUGUUUCCAACUCUACUGCAAGUAAUGGAUGAGAUAACUUUCCUCUUCCGGAUCCCAAACAAGAGCGGACCCUCCCAGCCAGCGACUCCGUUGAAGCACAUCGUUGUAAAGCUCAAAGGACAGGCAAUGGUAUCAGAUAUCUGCAAACCAUUAAUCAGCACACACUGGGAGACAUCUAUCGACUUUUCGUCCCGCCAUGAUUCUCUUUCCGCAACAACCCACGGCAAUCCACCAUCCCUACGUUUGGGAGGGCGCCCAUUAUCGUCACAAUCAAAUGCUACUACCAGCCUAAUAGAGCCCUCGGGCCUAACGAUAACUUUCACGGCCAUGUCACUCAAUGUCCACCCAGGUGAUAUUUUCUCUUGGCGAGUCUUUGUUAUGAACAGGAGUAGCCGCGCACGACGUCUCGCCCUACUAGUUCCGCCAAAGCGACGAAAGGGCGAGGGUAAGAUCCUCCCCAGCAUACCGCAUAACAUGACGGAACCGGUAGUCGAAGAUGCAGCGCUGUUCUCAUCGUACAAGAGUCAGCAUCUGGAGGCUGUUGAGUUGAUACCUCUCGUUAAUGACGUGAGGAUCGGACCGUUAGCCCCAAAUGCUUGCCAUACAGCAGAAUUAAGAUUUAUUGCAUUAGCGACUGGAGUUUUAACGAUCGAAGGAGUCAGGGUAGUAGACCUUAUGACCAACGAUAUAACUGAAUGUAGAGAAUUGCCGACUGUCGUCUGUACAUGA
Messenger RNA from Orbilia oligospora ATCC 24927, 1689 nucleotides. RefSeq lists its product as uncharacterized. Gene Ontology annotation, biological process: intra-Golgi vesicle-mediated transport. NCBI's taxonomy places the organism in Eukaryota, Fungi, Ascomycota, Orbiliomycetes, Orbiliales, Orbiliaceae. The record is from RefSeq and is a predicted model, not a curated record. Bases 1 to 1689 code for a protein of 562 amino acids. The transcript is spliced from 3 exons. Gene Ontology annotation, cellular component: trans-Golgi network; TRAPPII protein complex.